AUGGGACUCCUUUCAAUCGGCCGUGGCGACGAAUCAAGAUCCUACAGCUACAUCGAAAAAGAUGCGUGGCCGCAGCAGUUCCCGCUCCACUGCUCCAGACACCGCCAGUCGCCCAUCAAUAUCGUCGACUCAAAAACUGAAGUAAAAUUUUUUGGGGAUCUCGUGUACACGAACUAUGAGUUCCCUCCAGUAAACUUGACUGCCACUAACAACCAGCAAACCUUAUCCUUGACGGUCACUUCGCCUCGGGGAUUGCCACUGCUGUCGGGAGGCGGGUUGUCUGGAGUCUACGAAUUGACGAACGUGCAUUUCCACUGGGGCAGGAAUGACUCGCAGGGCUCUGAACACACCAUUGACGGCAAAAGGUUCCCCUUAGAGAUGCACCUCGUCCACAAGAAACAAGGACUAACCCCAAAUGCAUUCCUCAACGAUCAACAAGGUUUGGCUGUUCUGUCAAUCCUCUUCCAGGUUUCCCCAAACGGCAACGCGGCUCUCGGCCCGAUCUUGAACGUAUUUCCUGCAAUAAUUUCAGGAGGGAAGAGUGCGGUGGUGCCAAGAGCCAGCGCCCUGAGCGCGCUACUGCCGCUCAACAAGCAAGUGUUCUACCGCUACCGGGGCAGCCUUACUACGCCGCCCUGCAACCAAGCUGUCGUCUGGACAGUCCUCGCUCACACUGUGCCCGUCUCGACAGCACAGCUAUCACAGUUCCGAAAGCUCAGCAACCUACGUGGGACGAAUCUGAUGGAUAAUUUCCGCAACACUCAGCCUCUCAACGGACGAACUAUCUACAAGUCUUUGAAUCGAAGAUCCUCACGCCAACAACUUGAUUGAAGAAGCACAUCAAAGUUGUGCGUUGGGCAAGAAAGAAGAGUUACCCUCAGCAAGCCUCGAUUACUCCAAGUUUUGAUUUGUCCUUCUGUCACCAUUUGUCUUCUGAUGAUGAACAAAAAUCAUUAUCCUGUUUGUGGCAUGGUUAUUGCAGAUUUUAAUUUGAGAAUUCAGUGGAUAAAAUGUCAGGUAUAUACUCACAGCUAACCUAAUACUUUACAAUUCCACUGCAUAAUUUUCAUUCAUAUAUUGAACAAGUUCACAAUUUUUCUUUUUUCUGAUCGACCUGCUUGGCGUUGGUUUCUAGAAAUUAGAAAAAAAAAUUGCAAUUCCGAUUUGCUCUAAUUCUCACAAAAAGGCAGGAUUUUUGUAAGCAUUCUCAGCUGCAAA
This is a messenger RNA of Hyalella azteca, 1218 nucleotides long. Its product is annotated as putative carbonic anhydrase 3. Bases 1 to 831 code for a protein of 276 amino acids. The record is from RefSeq and is a predicted model, not a curated record. Gene Ontology annotation, cellular component: plasma membrane. Gene Ontology annotation, molecular function: zinc ion binding; carbonate dehydratase activity. The transcript has 8 exons. Lineage: Eukaryota; Metazoa; Arthropoda; Malacostraca; Amphipoda; Hyalellidae.